AAUGUAAACAAGAGCAGCGAGGGAGCAGCUGGAGUGAGGCAGUCAGCUGAUCCCAAUUCCCGGCCUAUUUUGACCCUCAUUUCACCACUAUGACGAUACCUGGCGCUUGAGGGACCUCGAAAUCACCUCCACUCUCCCAGGCUCACCAUAAAAGAGGAUUGUGUAGGAUGCGAGUGGUGGGGCUGGUGUCGGGGGGGAAAGACAGCUGCUUCAAUCUGCUCCAGUGUGUGGCUGCAGGACACCAGGUGGUUGCCUUGGCCAACCUUGCACCCAACCACACAGAUGAGUUGGACAGCUACAUGUACCAGAGCGUGGGUCACAUGGGGGUGGAGAUGUACGCGGAGGCUGUGGGUGUGCCUCUUUUCCGCCGGGUGAUCCAAGGCUCCUCCCUCAACACCACCUCCAUCACCUACAACCCCACAGAAGGAGAUGAAGUGGAGGAUCUUUAUCUGCUCCUCAAGGAAGUGCAGGAGAAGUGCGAGGUGGAUGCAGUCAGUGUUGGUGCAGUGUUAUCGGAUUACCAGCGUGUCAGAGUGGAGAAUGUGUGCAGCCGGCUGGGUCUGGUGUGUCUGGCCUACAUGUGGCGGAGGGACCAGUCUGAGCUGCUGCAGGAGAUGGUGGCGUGUGGGCUGGACGCAAUACUCAUCAAGGUGGCUGCCAUCGGUCUGCACCCUCGCAAACACCUCGGGAAGUCCAUCUCGCAAAUGAUGUCCUACUUAGAAAAAAUGAAGGAGAAGUACCAUGUCAACGUGUGUGGGGAGGGCGGGGAGUACGAGACAUUCACCCUGGACUGUCCUCUCUUCAGGAAACGCAUUGUGGUCCACAAGACCGAGAUGGUGGAGACGCCUGGUGAUGUCGGCUACCUUAACUUGACUGACCUGGAGCUUGUCAGUAAAGAUAUACCUGAGGGCACGAGCCAGCAGGAGAUGGUGAGGGCGUCAGGUCUCCGCACUCCUGAAGACUUCCUGUCCGACCUGAAGCUGGCGGAGGAGGAGCAGCAGGCGGAGGACCAGGCCAAGGAGAGACACAUUGAGGACGAGUGUGAUAAUGCUGCCCUCAGCGGUGAGGAGGAGGAGGCCUGGGAGGGAGAGGGAGACCACUACCCGCUAGUUCGCACCCCCACUGGAUUCUCCUUCAUCUCCACCAUCUCCUCUGCCUCUGCUGAAGAUGCUCUACUGAAGCUAAAAGAGCUCCUGGCGGGGGAGGAUAUGGCAGUGCGGCACGUGGUGAGCGUCAAGAUGUACGUACAAGACAUGAGUGAUUAUGCCCAGCUCAAUAACCAGUAUAUCAGACACUUCUCUGUCAACCCUCCUGUUAGAGUUUGUGUAGAGGUCCCACUGCCAAGCCAGGUGAGGGUACAGCUGGAUGUGUGUGCGUGGAGGCAGAGUCACGUCACCACAGAGGAGGAGGAGGGGGAUCAGCUGCACCCUGCCUCCCGCACCACCAUGCAUGUCCAGGGAAUCUCUCACUGGGCCCCGGCGAAUAUUGGGCCCUACAGUCAGGCAGUAAAGGUGGGUGGUGUGGUGGUGGUGGCCGGCAUGAUAGGGAUGGUGCCGGGGACGAUGCAGGUGGUGGCGGGCGGCGUGGAGGUCCAGGCUAGACUUGCCCUUCGCCAUGUGUCUCGAGUCAUCACUGCCGUCGUGCCCACCUCAGAUAUCAGGGCUGUGGUGCAGGGUGUGUGCUUUGUGACGCGGCUAUCAGAUGUGGGUGUGGCGCGUCGCAUGAUGGCCCGCCUUAGUGAAUCACAGAUCUCUACCUAUGUGGUGGUGCCGGCCCUGCCCCGCGGUGCCCUGGUGGAGUGGCAGACCUGGGCGUGUGUGGAGAAUAACAAGUUUGAGUAUGAGGAGAAGGGCUACACGAGGGGCAACGUCAAUGUGCGGCUGCGGCGGCGGUGGUACCAUGACAACUCUGUGUGUGCUGUCAACACUGUGGCGAGCUGUUUUUCCUGGGAGGACUUGACACUGGAGAUUCUGGAGGAGGUGAUUCAGUACACACUCACCAAGGCUGACACCUGUACGCCGCUCAGCCUCAUCCUCUACUACAGGAGUGGCCGCCUCUCCCGCACCCUCCUGCAGCAGGCCAUCACUGCCGCCGUGCCCCAGGAGUUGGUGGCAGUGUCCCUGGUGCCGGUGCUGGCGGUGGAGGAUAAGCACACACUCCUUGCCCUUGCUGCGACUCGCCAUUAAUCGCCUCAAGCCACUUAUAGUUUUUCUUCUGUUAUUUUCAUUAUCUUCAUCUUUUCCUUUAUAUUUUUCUUGUUUCUGUUCUUCCUUUUUUUUCUGUUUGUCUGGUCUCUUUUUUCUUUUUGUUAUUUUUAUCUCUCCUUUUUUUUUCGUUAUUUCUUUUUGUCUGCCUCUCUUAUAUCUUCAUGCUUCUAUUUUCUCUUUAUCUUUCUGUAUUCUUCCUUUUUUUUCCAUUGUUUCUCUUGUCACUCAUGUAUUUUUUUUUCUCAUGUUUAUCUAUCUUUCAUUUUCUUUCCAUGUUUCUCUUAGUGUCACUCUUACAUCUAUUUAUUUAUUUGUUUUUCAUUAUCUUUAUCAGUCCUUAGUUAUUUCAAUGUUUCUGUAUUAUUAUCAUGUUUUUUUUGCUUUCAUUUUUAUUAUAUCUUUUGCUUGCUUCCUUGUUUCUAUCCUUUAUUUUGUCUUUUUGCUUCCUUCCACCAUUCCCUCAUGCAUUCCUCGUUCUCAUUCUUUUUUACCCCUCGGCAUGUCUUCCUGCUUCUUUUCAAGCAUUUCACUCUGUUUUCCUCCUCGCUAUUGGUUGCUAUCCUUUGUUUUACGUUUCGACUUCCCUUUUUUAUCCCUCUUUAUCCUUUUAUCACCUCUUGCUCUUACACCAUCCUUCUCUUCCUCCUUAUCACCUUGUUAUUCAGUUUUCUUCUCACUUUCUCUCUAUAGCAUCACUCUCCUGCCCUCCAUCUAGUCAUGAACCACACUCCUCCACUCCCAACUCCUCUCUCACUCCUCUCUCGGCCACUCCUCUUUCUCUUUCCACUACGACAGAAACUAUUGCUCUUUUUGUCAUUCCCCUGUGUUUUUUCCCUCUUCCAUUUAUAUGUGUCCUUUUUUCAGGUCUCAUUUUUUCUUCUUUGGCUGUCCAUCUUUAUUCUUUUCUUAAUUAUUGCAGUGUUCUUUUCUUCUACUUAUGUUAUCUUUGUUUCUAUUUCUUCUAAGUGACUCCUCACCUCUCUAGUUUAUUUCAUCCUUUAUUUAGUUACUCUACUGUUUUUCUCCUCCUCUUUCUCUCCUCCAACUGACUACACUCCUUUCUUUGUGACUCUAUCUUCUUUUUCCUCACUUCAUUAUAAUUUACACCUUUCUUUUCCUCUUCCUUUGAUUGGCUCUCAGUGUGUGUAUUGCUUGUCAUUCCAGUCUCUCUCCUCCUUUGAUUAACUGUUCUUUUCCAGUCACUCUUCUCAUUCUCUUUUGGCAGUCUCUUCUCAGUCAGUCCAAUUCACUUCUUCACUCUUCCCUCUCGGUCUCCUCUAGCUAACUGUACAUUCUCAAGUCAGUACACUGCCUUUCUCUUCUCACUGCCUACAUUUGCCCUAGUCACUCCCCUGUUCUUCCCUCCUGUCUCCCUAUCCACUAUUACAGACACUAAAACCUCCUUCUCUUGUGUGUCAUCCUCUGAUCUGUGCUGCAAAGUGCUGUCAUCACCACCACCACCACCACCACCACCAACACCACUGUCACCGCCAUUACCACAAGGAUCUCUUCAGCUGCCACCUCCACCACCUGCUCCUGCUGUGAUGAACACCUCCCCACACACCCAAUGCCAAAGAGAGGGAGUGCAGAGACAAGAGAGAGACUGAGAGUGAGAGAGUGAGUUACAGAGAUGUUAGAAAAUGUGUGAUGCCGGAAGAGUUAAUGUUUAAUAGCACCGAGAGAGAGUGAGAGAGAGACUAGCAUUGAAACUUAAGAAACACCAUCACUAUUAUUACUACUACUACUACUAUUACGUACUACACUUCAGCUACUACCACUACCAAUGUUACUACUGUGUUAUCAUUACCAACUGAGCCAGACUUUUCAUAAUCUGGUCUGCAGUUCGAAAAAAAAGUGUGAAUUAUUAUCAUCAUUAUCAUAUUGCUGCUUGUAACUAGUCUUAUAUAUAUAUUUUCACCAACUAGCAGGGAUAAACCUUCCAGAAAUGCAUCCAGUUUCAAUAUUACCGGGUGUUUACUGGGAAUAUUUGAUGAUAAGUUGCGAGAUAGAUGAGAUGGAAUGCAGAAUUAAUAUAUGAGGUAGUAUUUGUGACUAGGAGACUGCCAUGCGUUAUAAUAUGUCAUGAACAGUAUUAUACUUGCUUUCUGUGGCUGUGUGAGUGUGUGGCAGGGAGGAGGAAUGAUUGAUUGAGUGAUUAAACAAAGGAAGGGUUGGUAAUGAUGAAAUAUUGUUGGAAAGUGAAUAGAAUGAUGAGUAUUGGGAAAAUGUAUGAGUGACAGAUGAGUUAAGUUUUUGAAGAGUUGAUUGUAGUAAAAUGUUCUUGUGUGAGUGAAGAAUAUAUGAAUAGAAACUUGUAUAAGGUGAAUGAAAGAAGGAAGGAAGGAUGAGUAGAUAGUAAUGAAAUGUUUUUGUCUUGAAGGAGAUCAGAAAAGAAGAAUAGAUCAGAUGAAUGAAAGAAGAGAGGAGAGUGUAUCACAUUUAACACAUGAAGGAAGCAAAUGCUGGUAGUGAUAAAGAUAAUGAUGGAAAAACUGUGUUAUGAAAGUGAGAAAGAAAAUUAGUGGACAUGAUGGUGAUGAAUUAUUGACUGAAUUAAAGAAAUAUAUGAAUGAAAGAAAGAAAAUCAAGUGAGAAAUAAAGGUAAAGAUGAUUGUGAAGAAUUAAAAGUUGUAUUUGUGUAUGUAUUGCUAAAGAUACUUAAGACAUUGUUAUAAGGAGAAAGCCACCUCCCAUACAGGGAAAACCCAUCGAAUAAAAGUGAUAAAGUGAAAAAUAGAAAAGAUAUUAAGAUACAUUGAAAAUAUAAUAAAUAGAAGAAGAAUUGAGAUGAACUGGGAGAAAUUGACUAUAUAAAUAGGUUUAUAGUAAAUUAAAAGUGAUUGAUGUGAGUGAAUGGAUGAGAGAGAGAGAGAGAGAGAGAGAGAGAGAGAGAGAGAGAGAGAGAGAGAGAGAGAGAGAGAGAGAGACUUUCAUUAAUAUUUCUCCUCGUGUUCGUUGAAGCCAUGAUGGUGUAUAAUUUUGUUUAUUUUGUACAUUUAACUCAGCCUCUGCCCACUGAGUUUAAGAAAUUAAAAAAAGCAGAUUAAGCUUCACUAAACUACACAACUAGAUUUAUAGAACAAAAAAUCUUGAGAGAAAGAGAGAGCAUGCAUUUCAACGCACAACUAAACGAUAAAAUAAAUUGCAUCUGCAUAAUUCCCCCUUCAAAAAAUGCCUGCUACUCUGAAAUUGUGUUUUUCGGCAGCCAUUUAGACUUGCUCAACAGUGUGGCAAGGCUGUGGGGUCUGUGAGAAAGCCAGGCACUGUAGGUGGAGUGGCACUGGGCUGCCUCACACUGGCACUCUUGAAUACUGGACUGUGGAACCCUAAACAUCCUUCCUUUUUUCUUGCUGUAGGAUCCUCUUCCAAGUCCCAACUCUCUUGAGGAUGUGAGAUUAGAGAAUUUGUCACUACAUACCUGAAUGAAAUGUUUGAUGUGCUUUGAGUUAGGUUUGUGUUGAUUUUGAAGUGAGUUUGGGUGAACCGGUAGUUAAGUUUUGUACUGAUCAAGUUGGAAGUUUGAGUGAAUUGGUUGUAAUUUGGUUUCUGUUGAUGAGGAAGAAAGUUUGGAUGAGUUACAGAUAUGUAUUGAUUUGGAAUAAUAUUUGAUGUGCUAUUUUGAGUAAGGAACAUUUUCAGAGAAGGCAUGUCAGAUAUACUUAGAUAGGAGUUGAGAUGUAUUGGAGCAGAUAAGAAGGAGAGGCAUGAGGUAUGAGAUACAGUUAGAUAGAUUAGAUACGGAUAGACAAAAAAAAAUUAAGGGUUAUGAGAGUAGCAUGAGAGAAAUUGAUAAUUAGGGAGAGAUUGGGGCUUGUAAAAUGAUACCUGUUAAAGAAAAACUGGGCAGAAUUACCUACUUACCUUUCAUACUGGUGCCUCUUCCCUGCGUGGCCUGGUGCCCUCUGCCAGUGCCACUCAUGACCCCCACCCACGCCAGGCACUGGGAGCGUGACCAGCCAGCUUAUUGGAAAGACUGGUGUGCUAGGGCUACUUAGAGGGCCUCUGUGCCAUGCUGUGCCACACUGGACUGUUUCUGUGACCAGCCCUGCCACCCUGGGUUGUCUCACGGCUUUGUAGAACUCUUCAUCACCACUCAGGCCAUCAUCACCCACCCCAUCGCUCACCCCGACACAUGCACCCCAUCACACGCGCCCAUCAUCAGUGUAUAAGAAAUCCCGGAACCCGCAGUUUUUAUGGAGCUUUUCAUAUGUCGGUUUUUAGUGACCAUUGUUGUAUACUCAUUUAAGAUGCCAAAUUAUAUAAGAAUUAUACUGG
Portunus trituberculatus (swimming crab) is the source of this 6482-nucleotide messenger RNA. RefSeq names its product diphthine--ammonia ligase-like. NCBI's taxonomy places the organism in Eukaryota, Metazoa, Arthropoda, Malacostraca, Decapoda, Portunidae. The record is from RefSeq and is a predicted model, not a curated record. The coding region runs from base 168 to 2186 and encodes 672 amino acids. Gene Ontology annotation, biological process: protein histidyl modification to diphthamide. Gene Ontology annotation, molecular function: diphthine-ammonia ligase activity. The transcript has 15 exons.